AUGAGAGAAUUUCUCAAUUGUGGCUACAAGAGGAUGACAGGCCUCUUGCUCAAUUCAGGUCAUAGAAUCCAGCAAAAUCGCAUCAGGGAGUGUAUGAGAAGAGUCAAUCCCGAGGGCGUCCUCCUGAGAGUCCUUGAGCUGCGAACUGUUCGCCGGAGAAGAUAUCAAGUUAGUGGCCCUCUUGCCUUGUGGCAUAUCGACGGGAAUCAUAAACUAAUAAGGUAAAUGUAUGAAACCUCGUUAUAUGCCAAGCAGUUCACACCUUGUGUACGGUGAGAACUGUACACAAGGUAUGAACACUAACAAAACUAACGAUAUCUAACAAUUUUGAAGUCGCAAAAACUUACCUGCACAUUGUUCCACCAUUUGGUGGUUUCUAUACUUAUCAAACACAACGACAAGGGUAUGGGUGGUGGGGUCGGAUAGAGUCAUCAGAGACCAGGAUAGUUAAAGGUUUUGACUGUUUGUUAAUUUUCAGAUGGCGAUUUGUAAUACAUGGCGGAAUUGACGGCUUCUCGAGAAUGAUUGUUUUUUGAAAUGCAGCACCAAUAACCUGGCAAGUACGGUACUCGAUUGCUUUCUCCAAGCAGUUGGGAGUUUUGGUCUACCUUCAAGAGUACGGUCUGAUAAGGGUGGCGAGAAUGUAGACGUUGCACUUUACAUGUUGAGUCACCCGUUACACGGACCUGAUAGAGGGAGCCAUAUUGCUGGGCGAAGUGUACAUAACCAAAGAAUAGAACGUCUUUGGAGAGACCUUUUUUGUGGAUGUCUUCAUGUAUACUACAAUCUUUUCUAUGCAAUGGAACGUUAUGGAAUGCUUGACGCAUCAAAUGAGUUUCAUUUAUUUACCCUUCACUUUGUGUAUGUUCCAAGAAUUAACCAAACAAUGCAAUUAUUUGCCCAAGGGCAUAACAGGGCUCCCAUCUCUACAGAGAGGGGAAAGAGUCCUCUUCAACUGUGGAUCUCUGGUGCUGUCUCAGCUUCAAAUCGUGGAAUUGAUGAAUUCUGGAGUCAGGUGUGUUUUGAAAAGGGAAGGGUGGGGAGGGAGGGAUAAGGACUUUGCAAGAAUCUGUUAUAGUUUUGAUAUUCAUGCAAUGUUAUAGUGAUUUUCAGACUUGUUUCUCAUGUUAUCCAAUUUGUGGUCGACACAAGUGGAGAAGUACAACCUUUCAGCUUGUUUCCAAAAGUGCAGUCACAAUAAUAGCUCUUACAUGUAAAGUAGCUUGGAGAAUAAAUCUACCUGAGUAGUCUUCAUGAACAAUUUUCUUCCAGGAUUAUGAAGAAACAAUAACAGAUUAAUUGCAAUUUUUUUUAUUAACAAGAAGUACGUCGCAGUAAAUUGGUUCACAACAUGCGUGUGGCAUACAGCCAUCAUGAAAUGUGUUGUUUACAUGUUUUUCAGGGUGACUACUAUGGUGUUGACUGGGAUGGCCCUGCACCAGAUGUUAGCUUAGAUGAUGAAACUCCAGUUGAAGUUCCCAACACAACAAACCCACUGGAACCAGCUCAGUACUCAUCACUCACAAACUUAAUUAACGCUCUACGCAACAGUGAUGAAUAUGGAGUUGACAUCUACCUGGAGGUACUAACAUUUCUUCAAGAAACAGCAACGAGCAGUUGA
Molecule: messenger RNA, 1621 nt
Organism: Pocillopora meandrina
Lineage: Eukaryota; Metazoa; Cnidaria; Anthozoa; Scleractinia; Pocilloporidae
Source: the annotation of a GenBank genome assembly